AUGACAACUUUUGUCCAACAUCCAAUAAAGUAUCUUCGAUAUGCAGCGCGCGAGAAGCCGUCUUACUUUUGGAGCUUGGUGCUUGGAAUUGCUGGCCCAGUGGCGGUGAUCGCAGUUCCCAAGAUCAGAAAAGACUACUUUGGCUAUGUUCCGCCAGAAUCAUGGCCUAAAUCAUAUCCACGUAAGCUGGCAUACUUUUGA
Messenger RNA from Paraglomus brasilianum, 201 nucleotides. The record is from the annotation of a GenBank genome assembly. Lineage: Eukaryota; Fungi; Glomeromycota; Glomeromycetes; Paraglomerales; Paraglomeraceae.